CUACGGGGUGUUUGGUCUCCAGGGUUUUGACCCAAGGAAAUUCAUCUAGAGUUCUUCUGUUGAAAGUUCUGCUUCUUCCCCUGCUGCGCCUUUCUAGUAAAGGAAGGAUCUGAAAGACGUACAAGGAUCGCGGGUCGAGAACCAAGUGUAUAUAACUAUGGAAAAUAAAGCAAAUAAUCCUGUACCCAUAGCAGUAGCUGGAUACCCUGGACCACAACCACAGUAUGGAUAUCCUCAAUAUGCUCCUAGAAUGGCUCCAUAUCCUGCUCCACAAGCUUUCCCUGGUGCUCCAGCACAGCCCCCGUAUGCACUUCCUUAUGGAGCUCCAACAACCUAUGGCCAACCUGCCCCCCACGUUAUUUGGAUGCCCGAACCACCUCAUCUUCCAAAUUGUCCUCCUGGAUUGGAAUAUUUAAGUCAGAUUGAUCAAAUAUUAAUCCAUCAGCAAAUUGAACUUCUGGAAAUUAUUACUGGCUUUGAGACUGCUAACAAAUAUGAAAUUAAAAAUGCGAUGGGGCAAAGGGUGUAUUUUGCCGCUGAGGAAAAUGACUGUUGCACUUUGAACUGCUGCGGACCAUCGCGACCAUUUACAAUGAAAAUCAUGGACAAUAUGGGCCGGGAAGUCAUAAACCUCAUGCGACCCCUGCGAUGCUCCAGUUGCUGUUUUCCUUGCUGUUUACAGGAGAUUGAAGUUCAUGCUCCCUUAGGCACACCAGUUGGAUAUGUUAAACAGACUUGGGAUCCUUGUUUGCCAAAAUUUGUAAUCCAGAAUGAAGCCCGGGAAGAUGUACUGAAAAUUGUUGGGCCCUGUGUAGUCUGCAGCUGUUGUUCAGAUAUUGAUUUUGAGGUAUUAUCUUUAGAUGAGAACCAAGUUGGAAGAAUUUCCAAGCAGUGGACUGGUUUCGUGAGGGAGGCUUUUACAGAUGCUGACAACUUUGGAAUCCAGUUUCCAAUGGAUCUUGAUGUGAAAAUGAAAGCUGUUAUGCUUGGAGCUUGCUUCCUUAUAGAUUUCAUGUUUUUUGAACAUACAGGACAAAAUCGGCAACAACGUGCUGGAGUCUGGUAACAGAGUACAAUCUCCAUUGUAAGAAGUUCCAGUGAAGUAGUUUCAUCAUUUUUUUAUUUUCAGUGGAUGUCUCUUAUAAGAGAUUUUCAUUAAACACCCUUUUACUUUUGGCAUUAUACCAUAGCUACUACAUAAGUACAAUUUCAAAUUUCUUCUAAAUUAUGAAGGCUAUUUUAGAAUUAAUAGUUAUGUAUAAUGACAUAUUGAAGUGAUUAUACAUAUUUAUAUUAAAAGUCAGGAAUGACUAGCACAUAUGUGCCAGUGGAACCUUUACCUUUACCUUUACCUAUAUUAAAAGUGAGAACUUACCAUG
This is a messenger RNA of Ahaetulla prasina, 1379 nucleotides long. It is a transcript of the gene PLSCR1, whose product is annotated as phospholipid scramblase 1. The transcript has 9 exons. The coding region runs from base 158 to 1066 and encodes 302 amino acids. Lineage: Eukaryota; Metazoa; Chordata; Lepidosauria; Squamata; Colubridae. Gene Ontology annotation, biological process: plasma membrane phospholipid scrambling. Gene Ontology annotation, molecular function: phospholipid scramblase activity. The record is from RefSeq and is a predicted model, not a curated record. Gene Ontology annotation, cellular component: plasma membrane.